Lithohypha guttulata is the source of this 1638-nucleotide messenger RNA. It is a transcript of the gene ARC1, whose product is annotated as G4 quadruplex nucleic acid binding protein. Gene Ontology annotation, molecular function: tyrosine-tRNA ligase activity; tRNA binding. NCBI's taxonomy places the organism in Eukaryota, Fungi, Ascomycota, Eurotiomycetes, Chaetothyriales, Trichomeriaceae. Bases 1 to 1638 code for a protein of 545 amino acids. The record is from RefSeq and is a predicted model, not a curated record. Gene Ontology annotation, cellular component: methionyl glutamyl tRNA synthetase complex. The transcript has a single exon.
AUGGCUGGACCCAAGCAUGUCCCUCAACCAUACGGCCGUCGCGCUCUGAGCACCAGCCUCCAGAGCAAAUCUCUGCGGAUCCAAGCAGGUCAAGCGAGCUCGAAACUGCAAGCCAAUGACGCACACAGAAAUUUAUCUGAUGUGCCCCACUAUCCUUCGUUCGAGUCGCAGCAACUUCCCAAAGAAUUUCUGAGUCAGUUCAAGCACCCUGCACAAGUCGAGUGGGAACAGCUGUGGUACCACGGCAUAGUCGCUGCCUAUCAGAAAAUCGCACAUCUUUUUGCAGAAUUGAAGUCACCGCCCUCAACUGCACUAGCCGACCAAAGUGUGUCAGAACCUACCUUGAACAUCUCAAGUCUCAAGAAGGAGGAACAAGCAUUGUUCGAACAGGAAGAAGACUCAUCACACCUGCCAUUUGCUCCAAAAUCUGAAGCAGAGCGUCUGAAUCGUCUACAGCGUGCAACACAAGCUACAGACGAGCGGCAGAGGUUAGCCUUAUUACUAGGUCUCCCAACCUUCCGAGAAUAUAUAGAACAGAGUUGUCGUACAAAGAUACCCUGCGAAACUGACGCGUCUUCGCCUUCGAAGAGGCAGCUCAAACGCGAAGUCAAGUUUGCUCAACUAAAAGAGAAAAAACAAGUGCGAAAAGUGCAGCAAAUCACAGGCCUCGAAGGACAUUCUAUCAGUGGUGACAUUGCUGCCAAGCUAAAUCCCGCAGAAGCACACUGGGAAAUCUUGCGGGCUGGCAUGAGUCGUUCCAAGGCAAACUCUCUGACCACACCUGCAGAACACAGGCCUCUUGUUGUUGGUCUCACGAAACCUCCGUCCAGUCGAUCCGUCACGACCAUGGCUUCCUCCUCUGAGGCUGCGGCACUCAACAAAGAGAUUGCGGACAAUGUGAAGGAGAACACAACUGAAGCUGCACCUUCAGAAGACAAUCCGACCGCUCCAGCAGCCGCAAAGCCAAAGAAAGAGAAAGCACCAAAACAGCCGAAACCACAGAAAGCCGCAGCAUCUACGGCACCCACUUCACCAGCCCUGAUCGACCUGAGAGUAGGACACAUUCUUCGAGCCAUAGCACAUCCAAACGCAGACUCGUUGUACGUCUCCACUAUUGCCAUGGGCGAUGAGGAAGGCACCGAGCACACUCAGGUUGACGAAGAAACUGGCAAAGUAGUCCGAACAGUAUGUUCAGGUCUCAACGGUCUCGUUCCUCUAGAGGAGAUGCAAAACCGUAAGAUCAUCGUCGUUGCCAAUCUCAAACCAGUCAACAUGAGAAGCAUCAAGUCUGCAGCUAUGGUGCUGGCAGCUUCACCAAAACAAGCAGAAGGUGCAGACCCUCAUGCACCCGAUAGGAUCGUGGAGCUUGUACAGCCACCUGAGACUGCUGAAGCUGGUGACAAAGUGUACUUCGAAGGAUGGCCAUAUGGCGAAGGCAAGGGUCCUGAGAAGCAACUCAACCCUAAAAAGAAACAGUGGGAAGCUAUUCAACCCGGGUUCUACACAACUGAAGAUCUCACUGUCGCCUUCGAUGCUGGCCAAUGCGAGGAGGUCGAUGGUUCUGACAAAGGUAACCUGGUCGUGCAAGGGAAGGGUGUGUGCACGGUGAAGUCUUUGAAGGGUGCUGUCGUACGGUAG